AUGGCAUCGGCAGUGGCGGAUCUGGAGGUUGGACUCCAGGCCAUGCUGAACUUGAAGCCACCAGGAGUCUCUGGAUCUCGUAUCACUAGCCUAACAUCUCUCUGCGUCGCCAACAUCCAGAGCGAAUCCGUUCUCAUACAAAAAAUCUACACACACUUCAAGAAGGCGCCUGGGACGCACAAGUUGGGGGUUCUCUACGUCGUAGACUCUGUAACCCGAAAAUGGCUCGAGCAAGCCAAGGUCCAAGGACAGCCAGUAAACAGCUCUGCGCAAGACGGCACGUAUGCCGCCGGAGUUCAUCGAGUAACAGAACUCAUGCCCGUGUUGAUGAAUGACAUCAUUCAUUCCACUCCGGAUGAUCAAAAGGAAAAGAUCAAGAAGCUCAUAGACAUUUGGGAAAAGGGCCAGACCUUUCCCACCCAAAUGCUGGAGUCCUUCAAGGAGAAGCUGGUUGCUCAACCGCCGCAAAUCUGGCCUUUGCGAGGCAACGAACACCCCUCCCCCGGCCCCCUCUCCUCUCUCGCCCCUGAACCCUGCGGGAUUUGGGCUAACCUGUCGGUUUUUCUUGGCUCAGAAACUUCGACGACUCCUCCGGGCAGUCCGCCCCCUGGCAUAGUGGCAGCUGCCACGCAGAACGGCGCGCCUGUGUCGUCAGCGCCGGCGACGGCCAAUGGCUCUUCCAUUCUGGAGGCGCUCGCCAACAUUGCCCGCCAGAACACGUCUGCGCCGCCGAGCAAUGCAGCGUUGCCGGCUGCGUUGCCAUCGUACAGCCUGCCUCCUUCUGCAAGCGUACCCCAGGCGGUAGCGUCGCCUCAUCCGCAGCUUCAACAGCAGCCGCCGGCGGGACACCAUUCGUACCCUCCCGCCUCGGCCCCUCCAUCGUACCCUCUGCCGGUUUCUUCCCAGCCGCCGGCGAUGCCGCCGGCGAGCAACCUGUACGCCGGCGGCCCUUCGGCCAUGCCGGGCGCCCCCGGAGCCGGCGGGCUCGAUGCGACGACUCAGCAGCAAAUUAUGCUCAUCAAGGCCCUCGCAGAUCAGGGUGUUCCCUUUGACAAGAUUCCUGCCCUGAUACAGACCAUGCUCGGCGGCUCGAACGCCGCCGGCGGCCAACCAUCGUACCAAGCCCCCUUCCCAGCCGCCCAAGGUUCUUACUCGGCCACGCCGCCGCAGCCGUGGAUGGUGCAGGGUGCGGGAUCGGACAACGCUCGCGACCGUGGCUAUCAGGACUCGACCAGAUCGCCCGCUAAUUUCGGACGUUCCCGCUCCAGGUCGCCGGAUCGUGGUUGGGGUGGCCGCGACUCCCCGCGCAACGGCCGUGACAGGGGAGACUACGGGCAUGGCGACGACGGUGACCGCAACGCUCGACGCGGCAACGAGUACCGCCAGCGAAGCCCUCAGGGUCGGCACGGGCGCAGCGCGUCCCCCGGCGAGCUUCCCGCCGUCGAUCGGUUGAUUGAGUUUGAUUCUACGCUGCCUCCCGGUUGCAUCCGAGUGUUUAGCCGAACCCUCUUCGUCGGAGGCGUAACUUGCACCGAAGGCGAACUUCGACGCAUCUUUAGCCGAUUCGGCACGGUGCAGACGUGCAUCGUGAACAAGGAAAAGAGACAUGCGUUUGUCAAGAUGCUGACGCGCAAGGAGGCGGUGCUCGCCAAAGAAACGACCGAGGACAGCCGGAACAUUGAGCUGCCUCUACGGACUCGGUGGGGUGUGGGAUUCGGCCCCAGAGAUUGCAGCGACUACUCUUCGGGCGUCAGCGUCAUCCCCAUCAGCAAGCUCACGGAGGCGGACCGCAAGUGGAUGCUGAGCGCUCCGUACGGCGGAAGCGGCGGUCGACCGAUCGAGGCGGGCAUGUGCGUCGAGGAGCCCGACAUCGAGAUCGGCGCGGGCGUGUCGUCCAAGGCCAUCAGUCGUCGGAUGCAGACGGACAAGGGUGGCAGCAACGGACCGAAGUCGACGCGGCACCGCGACGAAGAGGCCGGCCGAAGGGGUCGCCGCGGGCGCGACGGAGGUGGCAACCAGCAGCGACGGGGCGAGCACGGCGACAACGGCGCAGGCGGUCAGCAUCAACAACAGCAGCCGCUGGCCGUCGGCAUGAAUCCCUUUGGCGGCAUGGGCAACCUCCCGAGCGGCAUGCCGACGUUCCCGGCGGGCUACUCGUACCCGAACUCGGGAGCGUGA
Messenger RNA from Drechmeria coniospora, 2178 nucleotides. RefSeq names its product ENTH/VHS family protein. NCBI's taxonomy places the organism in Eukaryota, Fungi, Ascomycota, Sordariomycetes, Hypocreales, Ophiocordycipitaceae. Gene Ontology annotation, cellular component: U2-type catalytic step 1 spliceosome; U2-type catalytic step 2 spliceosome; Prp19 complex. The record is from RefSeq and is a predicted model, not a curated record. Bases 1 to 2178 code for a protein of 725 amino acids. Gene Ontology annotation, molecular function: U6 snRNA binding; pre-mRNA binding. The transcript is spliced from 6 exons.